UAGGGCCAGCCGGAACAUGCAUUUGGUGAUGAUUCUCCAGGCUUAUAUAUGCGUGCAUCGAUGCAUGUGGCCACUGGCGAGCAGGUGUAAACUAUUCCCGGCCGGCGGCCGACUGUUUUGUUUGAUCCCCGGCCCUGCUUGAUUAGCGCGCGAGGCUAGCCUAGAUCCUCGUGGUCGGUCGGUCCAUCGAUCGGCCCGGCGACUUGUGUCUCGUUGCCUGUCUGCUUGUUUAGCUUCGAUCGAUCCGGUUCCGGCCGGCCCCGGUCGACAUGGAUCAGUGUGCGUCCAGGGUGCUGCCAAUCAUCGACGAGGGGUCGGAGUUGGAGUCGGAGACGGGGUCGUCAACGGAGGGCGUGGCGCCCGAGACGACGACGAGGAAGGCCGCGGCGGCGGCGGCGGCGAGGGCCAUAGCCGAGCGCAGGAAGGCGAUCGUGGCCAGGAUGAGGGAGCUGCUCCGGCGCGCCGUCGUGCAGUCGUCCUCGGCGGCGGCGACUCAGUCCAAGCUCCGCUCCUCCACCGUGGCCACCGCCAAGAAAUGGAAGAGGGUGGUGAGCUUCAAGAGCUGGGACCAUCAGCGGCGGCGGCAGGCCGUCCACGGCAGUGUCGACGGCAUGAGCUCCGCGUCGUCGGUGUCCAGCGCCAGCAGGAACAGCCUCAGCAGGCGGGACGCCGCAUUCCCGCGCUCCCCUCCACUGUACACCACCGCGUAUAACCAUACGAACAAGAUAUGCUUCGAAGAGAUCAUGGCGAUGGAGCAUGAGGCUCACUGGAUCACCACGGAUUCCGACUUCGUCGUGCUGGAGCUCUAGACAGCGGAGACGCCGACGACGAGGCCGAUGCCGCGGUGAUCUCUCCGACGAGCAAAUUACGUACCGAGUGGCGGGAAUUCGUUUGAGGCCCGGCCCAAGUCUUGCAAAAUCGUCCAGGCAUGAUCACACAAGUUUCUGGGCUAAUAGUAGUGGGCCUGCAGAUCAAUCAAAUAAUGGACCGACUUAUAUGUCUAUUGUAAAGGCUGAUUUUGCUUCUUCAUCUUCUUCUUUUGAAUUAUUAUUGUGCAUUUGAUAUUUGACGGCUCAAAGAGCUGGGACAGAUAUUGUAUUUUUACAAGAAGAAAUCAUCUUUGCAUAACUUAAUUAUUACUGUACAGA
Messenger RNA from Triticum dicoccoides, 1148 nucleotides. RefSeq lists its product as uncharacterized. The record is from RefSeq and is a predicted model, not a curated record. Lineage: Eukaryota; Viridiplantae; Streptophyta; Magnoliopsida; Poales; Poaceae. The transcript is spliced from 3 exons. The coding region runs from base 270 to 809 and encodes 179 amino acids.